This is a messenger RNA of Physella acuta, 1204 nucleotides long. Its product is annotated as transmembrane protease serine 3. Gene Ontology annotation, biological process: proteolysis. The record is from RefSeq and is a predicted model, not a curated record. Gene Ontology annotation, molecular function: serine-type endopeptidase activity. Lineage: Eukaryota; Metazoa; Mollusca; Gastropoda; Physidae.
GCCAAGAAAAGUGAAGUAAUAAUAUGUGCUUAAUUUGUGCGGAUUAGCUGUUGCAAGAGUUUAGUCGAUUAAGUGGCUAUCCAUAUUAACUAGGGUGAUUGAACUUGGUCAGGAUGUGUUAAUGAUGUAAAGACACAUGGUACGAUAGAAAUGUUCUGUAACGUAAAGCACACACUCAAGCUGUUGAUACUGCUGGUCCCGUUGUCUGGAGAUUGCGUCGAGGUCUGUACGUUGGAGAAACAACCCACCACUUACGCCCAGUACCAAGCUUGGUACCAGAGGAUCUCAGAUGCAACGAACUACGACUUUCCUAAACCUGACCCAAUGAACGAGUUCGAACAAAGCCCCCUCUGUGGUCAGACUCUAGUUGACCAGUCGCAGGCCAUUAUAAUGGGCGAGGAAGCUCCAGCGAAUGCUUGGCCGUGGUACGUCUAUCUCGAGACCAAACAUGGGGCAUGUGGGGGCUCCAUCCUCACGGAGUGGUGGAUCCUAACAGCCGCGCACUGCGUGAAAGACUUAAACCUUACUCUCGUGGUUUACUUUGGAUUAGCUGCUGUGUCACAACUAAAAACGGCACUAUAUAUAAAAGCGGAGAAAAUGUUUACGGAAUCCUACGCCCAAGGCGGAAGGAUACACGAUGAUAUCAUGCUUGUGAAGCUCGAGACUCCGAUAAACUUCACUGACGCAAUCAGGCCCAUCUGCUUGCCUGAUAAGGACAUGAGCGACUCGAAAACUUGUUUUAGUAUUGGAUAUGGAAUGACCAAACGCGGGGGAGGAGGUUCUAAAAAAUUAAUGCAAAUAAAAACCAACCCCUUGAAUAAUAAAAUGUGCCGGUUUUUACUAGGUCAGUUUGCUGGCUUGUACAAUAUAGAAAAGUUAAUUUGCGUCGACGAGGAACUCGGUCAAGGCAUAUGUCUGGGUGAUUCUGGGGGGCCAAUGGUUUGUAAGGAACGUGAAAAAUAUUUUAUCGUCGGCGAAUUCACUUUAACGUUUGAGUGCGGACAAGCAGAGUUGCCGUCCGCUGUGACGUCAGUGUAUGCCUGGUUGGAUUGGAUUAAAAACACAAUCAAAUCAAACUCGUUCGAAACAUUUUAGAUUUGAAAAGCUUUACAAUCUUUGUUGAUUAUAAUUCAAUACAAUCACAUGCUGUAGCAGGAUAUGUUACGGUCAAAGUCAGAAGUGAGCAGUGUUUCUUGUGAUUUUU